Morchella importuna is the source of this 2619-nucleotide messenger RNA. RefSeq lists its product as uncharacterized. Gene Ontology annotation, biological process: cytoskeleton organization; small GTPase-mediated signal transduction. NCBI's taxonomy places the organism in Eukaryota, Fungi, Ascomycota, Pezizomycetes, Pezizales, Morchellaceae. Bases 1 to 2619 code for a protein of 872 amino acids. The record is from RefSeq and is a predicted model, not a curated record. The transcript is spliced from 6 exons. Gene Ontology annotation, molecular function: GTPase activator activity. Gene Ontology annotation, cellular component: cytoplasm; cell division site; division septum.
AUGCCUGGUUUCGCAGAUUCCUUCUGGUCGGGCGAUUAUGCCGGAGGUCUCGGAGUUCUUUUCGGGAAGCUUCAGCAGGGCGUAAUAGAGAACCAGCAAAUGCUUCAAAUCGCGAAAUUACGGGCCGAUACGGAAGACCUUUACGGACAGAAGCUUGGGACCAUUUCAGCGGGGUCUGAAAGACCGGGCGGGUUUGCGAGAGAUGAUGGUGCUAGUGUGCGGAAGGCUUAUGAUGGGCUGAGGAAGGAAAUGGACGAUGCAGGGAAAAACCACCGCAAAGUCGCAGAUAAUAUCCGGCAGCUUGUCAUUGAUCCAUUUUCUCGCUGGUGUGAAGCGCAUGAGGAGCGUAUCAUUUCUUCGCACGACGAUCUGCAGACCCGGAUCAAAGCUCACGAUAGGCAAGCGGAGGCGGUUAAGAAGCUCCGCUCGCACUACUUUAAUAAAUGUCGUCUUGUUGAAGAUCUCGAGGAGGAAACAAAGUUUAUCCAGGCAGCGCCGGAAACUCCAGCAUCGGCAACCGCUGGAACCCCGCAAAUUAAGUUGACGGACGAGGACUUGGAGGACGAUGAGGAGCCGAUUGAAAUUGGCGACCUUUUCUACCAGCCGGCGGAAGUCAAAAAGAUCUUGAGGCACAUGCUGGAGACGAUCCCACUUACUAAUGUGAAGGUAGCCAUCUUAGGGACUUAUGAGAAUGUAUCCACUGGUGAGAACAUUGUAAAGUUCAUUCAGGAGAACCUUAACGCAACGUCGGUCUCCCAUGCCGAGAGAAUUGGGCAGGACUUCGUUGGCCAUGGGUUUCUGAGACUGGUGGGAAAUGUUGGGAAUACAUUUAGUAAUAGCGCAAAAUUGCACUAUCAGUGGCGUCCCCAGGCCUUUCAAACCGCAGGAAUCCAACCGACUAAGGCCUUAACGAGAGCUGAGACGAUCAAUGGAGAUGUAGUCCCUAGUAGUCCCAUCACGACCACGGCGAUUGGCGACUUUUUGGGCGGUCUUAUGACUAAUCAGCAUCCGAACGAGUCGUCUUCAGAUAAGCUGAGAAGAGAGGCCAAUGAAGCGGAUGAGAGAUACAAGCUAGGUGUUAAAAAGCUGGACUUGAUGAGAUGCACCUUGGAGGAGAGUAUGAUGGAGCAUCUGAAAUUUAUGGAAAGAUGCGAGUUGGAUCGUUUGAAGGCUAUUAAGGCUGUUAUCCUUGAUUUCUCCGGAGCGAUCUCAAAUGUGAUACCUAGUAUUCAGUCUACUGUCGAUAACAUGCUUCUUUACCAGGAGACUAUCCAGCCACAAGGGGACCUCCGAUACAUGCUCGAGUCUUAUAGGACCGGGUCAUUUAUCCCGAAGGUCGUGACCUAUGAGAGUUACUAUAAUUCUGUCGAUGAGCAGACUUUUGGUAUCGAUCUUGAAGCCCGGGCUAGGGCUGAUCGUAAGCGUGUGCCAAUCAUUAUAACUGGCAUUCUUACAUACCUGGAUCAUCAUUAUCCUGAUCUCGAGGGCGAUGAGGCUAGACGAGGUAUCUGGCUUGUGGAUGUCCCUCUUGCGGCUACACAUCACUUAAGAAAUGCGGUGAACAAUGGGAAAGCGAUUCCUAAAGACAUUCUUGCCAACUACGAAAUUCCGAUCGUUGCCAGUGUUUUGAAGCUGUACCUCCUUGAGCUUCCGGAUUCUCUUGUCUCUUCUCAGAAGUAUGAGAUUAUUAAGACAGUGUAUACAACCCACGGUUCCGAAGGAGAUGAGAAAGCCCGAUUAGCAGUUGUUCAGAACACUCUUGGAAGUCUCCCACUGACAAACAUUGCAACUCUUGAUGCAAUAACAACACACUUUACCCGUCUGAUUGAACUCACCUCCGCUGAUGAAGCCUUCAUUACUGCCCUUGCCCACAGCCUCUCCUACUGCAUCCUCCGCCCACGCGUCGAGUCACCACUAACACAACACGAACGGCACUCAUACCGCCUCGUCCGCGAUCUGUUCGCGCACAAAGAGCAAGUCUUUGGUGAACUGAAGCGUGCAUCAACCCUUGCCAGUGGACGGGCUCGUGCCAUCUCUACUGAUGAGUCACAACGCCGUGCCCAUGUUGAAGCACGCAACCGCGCCGUGAUCGGCGCAGCCCGCAGCCGCCCCUCCUCACCCGCGCCGACGGGUCGGCAUCGGCGGGAUGUCUCCACGGAUGGAGGGAACCGUUUUCCCAUUCAAACUUCGCCCACCUCCAGCUCGCCGCGUAAUUCCGGACGCUACAGGCCUUCGUCCCUUGAAGUGCCUGGAGGCGCUUCAUCCCUCGAAACAGCUAAGGAAUAUGAGACUGACCCCCCCAUGAGAAUGACACAAGAACCUGAUGGCAUGCACCACGAUUCGUCGGGGAACGACUCCCCACAAAGUGCUACAAACUCUCAUAGUAGCGGCGGUCUCGAAAAGAGUAAUUCACUAUCCCGAUCUGGCCAUGCCUCAGGAACUGGUGCCUCCGGCUCAAGGUUUCCGAGAAAGGCGGGAGGCGGCUUAGUGAGAGCGGCGGCCGCGAAGAGGGAUUCAAUGACUGCGCCACAAAACGGAAAUGACUCUGACGGUAGUGGGGCUGACGAUCAGGGAAGGUCACCUGGUGUAAGCUUGACGGAUCGCCCGAUGGAUGAUUGA